Phyllopteryx taeniolatus (common seadragon) is the source of this 3497-nucleotide messenger RNA. RefSeq names its product ST3 beta-galactoside alpha-2,3-sialyltransferase 4 (gene st3gal4). Gene Ontology annotation, molecular function: sialyltransferase activity. The transcript is spliced from 13 exons. Gene Ontology annotation, biological process: glycolipid biosynthetic process. The coding region runs from base 617 to 1675 and encodes 352 amino acids. The record is from RefSeq and is a predicted model, not a curated record. NCBI's taxonomy places the organism in Eukaryota, Metazoa, Chordata, Actinopteri, Syngnathiformes, Syngnathidae.
UUGCGCAUGCGCCGUGGCGCAGUUGGGAACGCGCCGCUAGAGGAGUGAAAAGUCGAGAAAGGAAGGCGUUCGAAGCGCGACCCGCUAUGUGGCGGCGGCGGACUCCACGGCAGUCAGGCCAGCGGUUAGCUAGCCGGUGGUCCGCUCGUUGGCUCGUCUUUUCCGUGUCGCAACGUGAUGCUCGCCGCACUUGGCCGCUGCUCGCGGAGCCGAGUCUUUCCCACGGAGAGAACGUCACCCACGGCGGCGGCGUGAAUCUGCUCGCUCGCUCCCAGCAACGUUUCACCUUCCUCCCUUCGGAAUAAAACUGCAUUUGCUGUCGGUCGCGUUGUGAGAGCGCGAGAAGCCCGGGCUCAUCAGUUGUAAAACCACAGAGGACAGACUCACUGGAAAUGACCGAGAGAAAAGGCCAACAUCAGAGAAUGGAUCACGUUCGACCUUCGAGGUACCAAUGUGUUCUGACCAAAGCCACGUAAACAAAGCUGAGUCGAAGUUGACACACUGCAGCGCCUUAUGACUCAAUUAACGAAACGGAGAUUGCCAUUGACUUCACCUUCUGGCUGAAGAUUGUACUGCAAAGGGAGGUGCUAAUUGACACACUUAACCAUGUUGUGCAAUGAGCAGAAAUGACAGGACAAAGAAGAAAGUGAAGAUGUCCCUGAAGGCAGCUACAACAUGGUGCCUUAGGCUUCUACCACUUCUCUUCUUCUUCAUCUCCUUUGUCACAUACUACUGUUCCUAUGCCAUACUUCAGAGCUACGCCGGCACCAGCAAGUCUGUCAACAGUAGCAAGUCUCUGUGUGGUGGCUGGCUGACGCAAAAGAAGUGGGAGAGUCUCAACUUUAACAUUAGCAGGCAGGUGCAGCUAUUUCUAAAACUGGAUGAUUUCUUCUGGCGAGAGCAUCUGUCAACGUUGGCACUACCUUACGGCAUUAAGGGCAGUGAACUGCAGCUGCUGAAAGUUCUUGCAGUAACAGCAAAUUAUCAGGUGCCGGCCAACAUAGACAACCUUGAAUGCAGAACCUGUGUUGUCAUAGGCAACGGCUUUGCCAUUAAAAACACAUCAUUAGGAGGCAUCAUUAACAAAUAUGAUGUGGUCAUUCGAUUGAACGACGCUCCGGUGAGGGGCUACGAGGACGACGUUGGUAACAAGACCACCAUGAGGUUCUUUUACCCCGAGUCAGCCUCCUACAACCCAGGCUUGAACAACGAGCCAGGCACACUGAUGGUCUUGGUACCUUUUAAACAGCAAGAUCUACAGUGGCUCAAAGAGAUCCUUUACAAUGAGAAGAGGGUCAGGAAAGGCUUUUGGAAGCCCCCUCCCCAAAUCUGGUUGGGUGAUAUCGGUCAAAUCCGAGUGCUGGACCCGUACUUUUUGCACCAGACAGCAGAGAAGCUGCUCCAAAUCCCCCUGAACCCGAAGAGUAAACAGAAGCCGGUACAUCCCACUACGGGAAUCCUCGCCGUAUUCGUGGCCCUCAAUUACUGCAAUGUCGUCCACAUAGCUGGUUUUGGGUAUCCAAACUCUAGGAAUAUCAAGGACCCGAUCCAUUACUAUGGCUAUGAUACAAUGAAAUCAAUGAAGAACUCUUACCAUGACCUCAAUCAUGAAGCUGAAGCCUUAAAAAGACUGGAGGACUCUGGUGCCAUCUUGUACCUGCACCCACAUUUAUGAUACAUGUCCAAUGGGUUGCGCACUCAAUCUAUGCCUAAGGUCAUCUGAUCUUAGUUGCAUUUUCAUAAUGUGCUGUAAGCACACCGAAAGGAUUUAUUUCUUGGCACUUCUGUAGUACUGAAGAACUACAGGCUAAAUAAGACCUUUAAUAUACUGACUCAACAUUUUGCAUCAGAUUUUUUGUAUAGAUUUUGUCAAUUACACUUUCAGUGCAAUCAUUAAUACUUUGACUUUGAUAAUUGCUUAAUGGAUCAUUCCACUGUUGUGAUGUCAAAUGACAGUAGUUCUGUUUAAUAACAUUAUAGAUUCACAAUCACAUCACAAUCACAAUCAGAUAUAUAUAUAUAUAUAUAUAUAUAUAUAUAUAUAUAUAUUCACACAGCACUUGGUCUCCUCUUGGACUGGAAAUAUGAAAGGUAAAGUAGUUGUUUUCUUUUAUUUAUUAUUUUCUUCUUUUUUUUCUUCAAAAGCAAUGCAAGUGAUACUGGUACCGCUGGAUAUUUUUUUGUUCUACAUAAAUACAUUUUUUAUUAAAAGUCAGUGAUUUUAGUGGUAUAUUUGUAUUCAAUAUCACUGUUGACCACGAGAUGGCAGACAGUCUCCUUUGGGUGCAUCCACGUCAAAAUCUUAACAUGAAAUGACGUUGACAUUAAUACGAUUAGAAUUAUGAGCAAACUAUCCUGUUAAGAAAUAAAAUAAUACUCAUCUUGAUAAGGGUUGAUAAUUUAAAAAUUUUUUUUUUAACAGUGCUUGUGUUGAAUCUCACUGGACUCUGGUGUACCUAAUUUAAAGACAAUUUCAGCACUAGAAUUACAAGCUCACAUAUGUACAACAUGGACAUCUGGACGAUCAGAACAACAUUAUACUAUUGGGGCCUUGUGCAAAUGGUGCUCACAUGGCAAUUCAUUAGUAUUACCAUGAAGGGAUUUAUGCCCUUGGCAUUAUAAAGUAGUUGGGUUUAUGCUGCGUGACAAUUAACUAUGAAUGGAUAUGAAUAGCAAGCUAAUGUAAAGCUUUUUUGGUGCAUUCUAAAAGCAGGGAUGUAGUAACAGUGCAUUCUAUUAUACUAGCCCAUCUCUGCACAAACACCCAUUAACAGCAUUUAGAAAACAGUUUUAAGAUCCAAUUUAAGGGCAGUAUCAAUAGAACUGGACAAACAUACUAGAUUUUCUUAAAAUAAUAAUAAUAAAUAGAGUUUUGAUUUGGGUUUGAAAUGUUUUGAGUGACUGUCUGUAUUAUGUGAGGGGAGAGAGUUCCAGAGUCUGUUUGCCGAGCAGCUGAAGGCUCCGGCACCCAUGGUGCUGAGGCAUUCCAAUAAUUUCCAUAGUUGCAAAAUUCCACACUUUUCCACAAUCAAAAUUCCCAUAUUAACUACCAGAAAUUCCCAUUCCCCAAAUUAAGGGAUAUUUUACAUAUCUCCUCCUCCCACAUUUCUUGACUGACUCAAACCAUUCCAAUUUCAAAAUACUCAUUCAGGCCAUUUUAGGAACCAUUUAUCAUAGUCCCAAGAUUCCCAAAUUUUCACUAUGAAAUUUCCAAAUGAAGAGAUAUUAUACACAUUAAUCUCCUUUCACAUUUCUUGACCGAUUCAAACCAUUCCAACUUCGUCUCUCAUUCUAAAUUUCAACAAUUCAAUUAAAUCCACGUAAUUUCAGAUUAGUGUCAGAUCUACAGCAUUCACCCGCAAUUUCUACAGAAAUUGUAUUCCCUAGUUAUCUCAUCACACUGUAGAAAAGUAUGUUUUAUGAUCAGGUGUUGGCUAACAUCUGUGUGUGUCUUGCCCAUAUUUGCAACACAAUAAUUAAAAAUCUCUCUAAUCAUC